AUGACGCUAGUGACCCCUCGAGUCUACAACAGUACACCGAGUGUUGGAAAUGCACUUGAAGCUGCGCUCUCGCUCCGAGAUUUAUGCUCGACUCCCCCGCGACUUCGAUGGAGAAUCCAAUGGUUGCAACAACGAAUAAAUUCUGAAGCAAACGGCUGCGGGUGGGUGGUGGCGCAGGUGAGCGAGUCCGUAAAGAAGACCUGGAUUCUUCUAGGAAAAGAGGACGACGACGGAGCGACUGAAGUAAAAUGA
Molecule: messenger RNA, 252 nt
Organism: Gryllus bimaculatus (two-spotted cricket)
Lineage: Eukaryota; Metazoa; Arthropoda; Insecta; Orthoptera; Gryllidae
Source: the annotation of a GenBank genome assembly